CGACAUCGAGAUGCUCGUCUCGCGUCAAAGUCCUAUGUCAAUAAUACAUAUACAUUUUUAUUUAGCUAACAAUUCAUUAAAUAGCUAAAUAAAAAUUUGUACGACUAAUUUAGGGUAAAACGCUAAUCACAUCAUCCAAAUCAACCAACAUAAUUGAUUGUAUUCAUUAAAUCUUACCUUAGGAUCAAACCAAAAAGGAAGAUCACAGUGGUUAGUGCUCUCACCAACAAUGUCUGCCAAGUAAAACACCAUACAGGGCCUACACAGAAGUUAAUGUAAUUAACCCUAUGCUUACCUAAUAAAAAGCAAUACCAAUAACUCAAAUUCUGAUCUACCUAAUGUCACAUGGUUAGUUCUGUCAAAUCUGCUGAAACUGAACAAAACCAGCACUGAUCUAAUACUUAGACAUUUCAUUGCUCAAACCAUAGAAAUCAUUUAAUUCAUCUUCCAAAACUCACCUAGAUUUGGAGACUCCUCAGUUGAGCCACGGAAGAGAUACUUGCAGACAGAAAUUCAUGGCCAAAGCUAUCGUAAAGCUGCUACCAAGGCAAAGCCGGAGCUACAGCCAUCACCCACCAACUUAGCACAAACCUCUUAUACAAAAAUUGGAAUUCAGAUCUCUAUAAAUCCAAAACCAAAAUGCCUUACCCAAUUUCUGUGCCGGCAGUUUCCUCUCUGUAAGCGAUUCAACAAAAGCAGAUAGAUGAGAUGAGUGAAGAAAGAACCAGCAAUAGAAAAGCUAGGGUGCGGCGCAGAUGGCGGAUCAGCUCCGACCAACCAAAGGAAGUAUGCUCAGCUCUUGGCCGGAGAGGAGUUCGGCCAUGGACUCGAGAGGAAGAGGAAGAACCUCUGCUUUGGCUGGUUGCGUGGAUGAACGACAACCCCGAUGUCGGGAUCACAGCUAGGGAAGAGAUGACCGGCGGCGUUAAGUGGCUAGGGCACGAACACUAGGCAAAGGAGAGGUGCUCGACUGCCGACGCUCAGAAGAGGAGAAUGAGGGUCAAUGCUAUGGCUGAGAGGCCGGCGGAUCGAGGUCGGCGUCGCGGCGGCCAGAGGAGAGGAAGAGGAGAGGGAACUGUUGCAUGGCGGUUUUGGCAAUAGGGUCGGCGACUCGGUGUUCGGGAGAAGAGAAUAAGAAAAACAAGGAAAAAGAAAAAUAAAAAUUAAACUUUUCCUCUUUAAAUUAGGUAGCCUAAACAGGCUUUUCCCGGACCCCGUUUUUAUCCUCGUUAACUUGUCCAUACAAGCUCCGAAAAAUUCCCGAAAAAUUUUCAAAAAUUCCGAAGAAUUCCCUUAUUAUUAUUCUCUAUUUUUCCGGUAUUUUACAGAUGAUGUACUUCGUAAUACUAAUAGGAAAAAAAGAGGUCCUACGUUUAUGAAAGAAAUUUGGGGUCGACCUAGCACAUUACCACGCAUUGAGAUUACAUGUGAUGAUAUGGGGCGUCCUAUAGGAACAAAAAGAAAUAAAUUUACUGAUUUCUUGGGGUCUUUGGCAAGAAAUGGUAAGUAUUGUCCAAUUGAUGUGGAAAAUUGGCAUAAAAUGCCAACGGAAAAAAAGAAAGACAUGUUAAAUGUUAUAAAGGAAAAGUAUGAUCUUCCUCCGGGGAUAGAAAAUUGGACACUAUGCUCAAUAGCAAAAAAAUGGAGAAACUGGAAGUCAGAACUUAAAAAGAUGUACUAUAAUCCUGAAUUAUCAAUUCAAGUCCUUUUAGAACAGAGAGAUGAAAGAGCUCAUGCCGAACAGUAUAUGAGACUAAUUACUUUUUGGAACAAAGAAAAAUCAAAGGAAAUGUGCGAAAAAAAUAAAGCUACCAGAAAGCACAAGACAAUGCAUCAAACCACUGGAAGGACAUCUUUUGCUCAAGUGCAACACAAAUUGGAAAAAGAAAAAGGAUAUCCUCCAUCACGAGUUGAAUUAUUCCAAGCUUGCUUUACUCAUGCCAAUGGAAGUCCUUCAAGUAAUAUUGUAGCAGAAAGAUUGAUUGGAUGUUCUAUUUUGAUCAAAAGUUUAUUUGAUUCAACGAAAAUUGUGGCAAAAGGAGUGCUCCAUAGCAUGGAUCCAAAUACUAUAGUAGGGAGACAAGCAUUAGGACCAAAUUGGUGUGAAGUAAGAAUACAAGUUGUCCUGGAACCAGAAGAGAGUUUAAUUAGACAUUAUGAUCUUUUACAGAAGUUUGAGGAUGCACUUGGAGGAAUGAUAUCUUGGCCUUAUGAUCUGUUAACAGUAAACGAAGAUUACUAUUAGGUGAAUAUGAACUGAUAUUUUACAUUUUCUCGUUUGGUGAUAGGUACUUGGAUUUUUGAGAAGCAAUACGAUGGUUGAAGAUGGUCUGCCUAGUUAGUUUUUAUUUUAUAAGACUCUAUUCUAAAACUUAAUAUUUUGAGUGUAGUGUGUUGUUAGUUUUGGAUGUAAAGAACUUGUCGUUAGUUUGCAUUUGUAACUUUGACUCAAAUAUUUGUUGGAUGAAUUUAGAUUA
Molecule: messenger RNA, 2477 nt
Organism: Zingiber officinale
Lineage: Eukaryota; Viridiplantae; Streptophyta; Magnoliopsida; Zingiberales; Zingiberaceae
Exons: 7
Coding region: 1376-2245 (289 amino acids)
Source: RefSeq, a predicted model, not a curated record